UGGCUUGUUAACUUGAACGAAAUAAUGAUAAGAUAAUGCAUUACGAAGCUUUUGCUAUGGAAUAGUGUCACUUAGAUAAAACUGUAAUCACAACAUCAUUUUAAUGACAUAAAAGUUGUGACAAAAAUGAUGCAAGUUUUGGUGAUUUUGUGUGGCAUAACACUUGUCUAUGCACUCCCAGCGACGACUAUUCCACCAGAGGGCGCCCCGUGCAAGACGCAGAGCGAUUGCCCAUAUGGAGAAUGCUGUGUCCACAAUCCGCUCAGUCAUCCCGGGUCGCGCAAACGCUUUUUGUUCGAACAGUACUCCCAACAUGACCACGGUUUCUGCAGACGCGCCAGGAAAGAGACAGAAUCUUGUUGGCCACUCGGCCACGAUCCUUCUAACUCGGAGCUCUUCGAGUUCUACUGUCCGUGCGAGAGCGGCUUGGAGUGUCGAGGCCUCGUGGUUCAUGAGAGCGCAACGCAGAUCAUACACGAGCGGCCGCAAUGUCAGAACCCGGAAAAUAGCCUGACGGACACAGUGACGUACAGCGGUCAGACCUGCAUGUCCGAUGCGGACUGCUCCGAGGACAUGUGUUGUGUGUUCCACCCGGACACGCUUAGACAAGAGGACCAGGGCUAUUGUCGGGCUUGGAGACAGCGUAACGAAACAUGCACUGCUUCUCGCACUGCUUCUCUGGGCACUGCGCGUCACACGUUUGAAUGUCCUUGUAAGCAGGGUCUCCAAUGUCGUGGUACACAAGUGCAAAAUAUUGGAGGACAAAUCAAUUUGCACGUGAACCCCGUGUGUCAAACGCCCACCAGUGGAUAGGACGUCUUCACCUGGGAGCUAUGACACCUGUAUUGGAAAUCCUGGCAUUAAUCUGUUACUCUAAAUAUAAUUGAACUUCGCAAUAACAAAAUUGAAAUUGUAAAAAUGAGUCUGCAAAUAUACAUAUAUUAUUAAAUAGACAUACUCCACUA
Dreissena polymorpha is the source of this 965-nucleotide messenger RNA. RefSeq lists its product as uncharacterized. Gene Ontology annotation, biological process: digestion; lipid catabolic process. NCBI's taxonomy places the organism in Eukaryota, Metazoa, Mollusca, Bivalvia, Myida, Dreissenidae. Gene Ontology annotation, molecular function: enzyme activator activity. The coding region runs from base 127 to 813 and encodes 228 amino acids. Gene Ontology annotation, cellular component: extracellular region. The transcript has 5 exons. The record is from RefSeq and is a predicted model, not a curated record.